UUCACUGUUCUACUGCAACCGGAAACGGUAGAAAGUCUCCGGAUACGUUGAGGAGCGGGAAGUUGAAUUUACGGAAACGUAAACAAACAACAAUGGGGGACAGGAACACAUUGCGAGAGCUCAAGAGAUGGGCAACGGAGGAAUUCAAUCUACCAGCCAAAAGUCUUCCCAAUGACAAGUACUUCAAAACGUUAUGUGUUGGACACGGGGCCUCAAUAUGGAAAUAUAUCACACAACAUGUUCACCAUCAGAGGAAUGUGAGGAUUAUGCGAGGGAACCUCCAAUGGUACAAACUUCUGCAAGAUAAAGAGUUGAAGCAGGUGGAGGGCCAGAGUGAGGCAGUGAGGAGGCAGGACCUGCUGCAGCAGAUCCAGGAAGUGAGUUCUGAGCUGACCCACCUGGACAGCCAGAUCCAAGGCACCGAGGCCCAGCUGGCCACCGAGGAGCAGUCGAUAGGCUGCAGCGAGGGCAGGGCGGAGGAAAGCCAGCGCAGAGAGCUCCUGCUGCAGGCCUUUAGGCAGCGCUGCGCCCGGGAACGCCACACCCUGUCAGAUCACACCCACAACAUCAGCAGCUUCUGUCAGACUCUGGAGGAGCUAGCCAGGAAAGCUGAGGUAGAGGUGGUGUUCAGGAAUGAAGGAUCCAACAGCAGCAGUGGAGAAUACCUGAACCCACCUGUGGCAGAGCCUCAGGUCCUGUGUGAGAUGAGAGAGCUGUGCGAGGAAAGACUAGCCUUCUUCCAGUCUCUCCAGGAGAGUGAGCUGAAGACGCAGACUGCCUCGGCCUCGUAUAUCUCCCGUGAAGACAGGACUAAGGUGUUUCAGCAUUGGCUAAGUACUGUGGAGGACGUGAUGAAGACCUUCCCCCCAGACCAGGUGUUAUCCGCCCUGCAGCACCUGGCCGUGGCCCAGGGCGCGGCUCUGGAGGACAAGCUGGCCUCUCUGGAUGUGGCUGGAGAUGUGAAGGCUCUAAGGUUCCGCUACGAAGACAACCACCUGCUUGACAUCUCCAGACAGGAAGAGGAGGAGCUACCGCCAGUGAAGACUCUGCUACAAGCAGCAUGGGAGGAGGUAGAGGAGAGCCUGAUGGAGCUGUCCCAGACCAGGGCCCGGGUCCAGCAGCUCCAGGCCCAGGCCCAGAAGAAGGAGGCCGAGCUGGAGAUGACGACAGGAGGUCAGGAGUCACUAAGCGAGAGCCUGGCACUGACUGUCCUGGACGUGGAGCUGCAGGGCGUGACGCAGGCAGCAGUCAGAGACAGCGUCCGAGAGCAGUGCCAGCUCAUGGACCAGCAGGCCAGGGACAGACAGGAAGCCCUCAGGAACCUCCACAGCCAAUGGCAGAGCAUCCUGGACUUCAGACAGCUGGUGGACACCAGACAAGAACAGAUCAGAGGGCUGAUCAAGGCUAACUCCUCCACCAAGACUGAAUUAACUCGUCUGCACAAGGAGGUGGGCCAGUUCUUCCAGGAGAAGCUGGGGCCAGAGUUCAGUGAUGUCAUCACAGCCGCCGACUGCCUUCGGAACUGCGUUUCCCAGGAGGCCCGGAAGUUUGGCACGGUGUCGCUAGCCGCUCUGGACCGCAGGGUUGUGGAUGGCAAGCAGAGGGUCCCAGCUGCAUGGUUGUCCAUCCAUCGGGUCCACGCCCCCUCCUUUCAUAGUUUGUGCCAGAGCCUGGACUUCCCUCUCUAUAAGGCCCCAGAGCAGCUGUGCUCCCAGGUUCUCUCCCAGCAUCUAGAGCUGAGGUUCCUACGUCACCUGCUGCGACUCCACUCCACCUCCCAGGAGAGCAUCCAGCGCCAGCAGACCCUGCUGCCCGUCCCUGACCAGCAAGCCCUGCUGUCCAGGGUGGUGGAGGAAGACACGGAGAUCCUUCAGUCUCUGCUGCCCAGAAUCAGGAAGCUGAACCAGCGCUGCUCUCAGGGCCUGGACUACGGCAGCCAAGUCAAGAUGGCCGUCACCCAUUGGUGGGACCAGCCUGCCCAGCUAGCUCUGCCUGAGAUGCGUCAAGAUGGGCUGAUCUUCCAACAGUGGCUCCAGAGGUGGAAACUAGCAGCCAAGAUAUCCUGAUGCACCGGAGAAGCUUAGCUGGCUGAGCUGAUGCCCCAAAUACGAGCACAAAACCUCAGGUCUGAAGCCUGGAAGCAUGUCUCCCGACCACCUCUGUUACAAGAGGAGAGACGGCAUGAAAUCUAAGAGAUGACUACGACUCGUUUUAACGACGGAUGUUUUUUUUGUUGUACUGUACACUGUCAGUCUACUUACCUUCAUCAUACGAAGAUGCACCAAAACCCACCACUCCUGUUGUCGUUUUUAGUAUUUCUACUACUAUUACUACUAUACUCUCACCCAGACUUUAGAAUGAGUUAAGCCUUCACGGAUUACUGUAUCAUUACUAAUAAAUCACUUUUUAAUAGCUAA
Messenger RNA from Hypomesus transpacificus, 2417 nucleotides. It is a transcript of the gene haus5, whose product is annotated as HAUS augmin-like complex, subunit 5. Gene Ontology annotation, cellular component: HAUS complex; centrosome. The transcript has 20 exons. The record is from RefSeq and is a predicted model, not a curated record. NCBI's taxonomy places the organism in Eukaryota, Metazoa, Chordata, Actinopteri, Osmeriformes, Osmeridae. Gene Ontology annotation, biological process: centrosome cycle; spindle assembly. Bases 93 to 2066 code for a protein of 657 amino acids.